Betta splendens (Siamese fighting fish) is the source of this 3383-nucleotide messenger RNA. RefSeq names its product dipeptidyl peptidase 4-like. Lineage: Eukaryota; Metazoa; Chordata; Actinopteri; Anabantiformes; Osphronemidae. The transcript has 27 exons. The coding region runs from base 793 to 3024 and encodes 743 amino acids. The record is from RefSeq and is a predicted model, not a curated record. Gene Ontology annotation, molecular function: serine-type endopeptidase activity; dipeptidyl-peptidase activity. Gene Ontology annotation, biological process: proteolysis.
UUCGGUGCAUGCCCACGCUCUUAUCGCUCAUCUGCUGUGUGAACCAUGAAGCAGACUGGCACUAGUGUGAACUGCAGGCCAUGUUAAAAGGUGAGAAUGUGGAUCCCUGAAGGCAUCAGAGGAGUUGAGCUGCACAGAGACUUUGGUAAAAGUCAGAAAUCCACAAGGCAGCAGCAGCGCGAGCAGGUGUGGAUGAAGCCACAGCUUCCUGUUCUCAACAGCUCUUACUUUGCAGAACAUCUGCGGUGCGGUGCGACAGAAUUAGACGCCCACUCUAACAGCCUGAGGGGCCCCGCUGUAAAUCACAGCACCGUCUCACACGAAGGCGUCUCCUCGGAGCAAUUGCCCGUUGAUAUUAAGUGUCUGAUCGGGGCGAAGGAACGACCUGCGGGACGGCGGCCAGACUGCGACGCGUGAUGAGUUACGGGCUCAACGUGUUUUUAUGUCAUGUUAUUCCCCGAGCAAACAGUGUAAGUGCCUAUUAAAAGCCCAAUGCAUCCGUUAAUACGCAGUGCAAACGGACUGCCUGCUGCAUCCCAUAAUGCUGCAGCAGCUGUGCUGUACUGUUGUCAUGUCACGCACCGCACGUGCAGCGCGACCUGUCACGCACUUCCUCCAACGCGGGGCAGCGUCAACACGGACGAACUUUACUCUGGACGUUUAUUGUGCCACCUUUGAAACUUCGAGAUAAUAUUUAAGCCGGAACUUUGCUUCACUGCGCGCUGGAAUCGAUGGAGUUGUGACCGGGACGGGUGCCGCGCGGAGCGCAUCACGCACGCCGGACAAACAGCCAUGGUUUCCAUCGCCAAGAUCGUCCUCGGAGUCGCAGGAGUCGCAGUGGUCGUCAUCCUGAUAGCGGUGCCCACGGCCAUAUUUUUGAAAGAGGAGCAGGCAGAAAACAAGGGGAGGUCUUUCACCCUGGAGGAUGUUUUCAACAGUUCGCUGAAACCCAAGUCCUACGGCAUGAUGUGGAUCUCAGAUCACGAGUACCUGCACAGGUCUGACGGCGCCGUCUACCUCCACGACGCGGCCACUGCUUCGUCCGCGGAGUUCCUGAGCAAAGACCUAUUUGCACAAACGGACGCCUACGACUACCAGCUGUCUGCCGACCACAAGUAUGUUGCGUUCAUGAGCAACUAUUCCAAGUUGUGGAGACAUUCAUUUACUGCUUCAUAUUCACUUUAUAACCUGGAAACAAAGAAUUUCAUCUCACCCGCUGAUGUUCCCCACGAAGUGCAGUACUUCUCCUGGGCUCCUGAAGGGAACAAACUGGCCUUUGUCUGGGAAAACAAUGUGUACGUGAAGAGCAGCCCUGAUUCCCCACGACAGCAAAUCACCUUUACCGGCCAGAACAACCUGAUUCUGAAUGGGAUAGCAGACUGGGUGUAUGAAGAGGAGAUGUUCUCCAGCACUCAGGCCCUGUGGUGGUCCCCUGGAGGGAAGUAUUUGGCUUAUGCUGAGUUCAAUGACACCGAAGUCCACACCAUAGAGUACUCUUGGUACGGGGAGGGCCAGUACCCCACUACUGUUUCCAUUCCAUACCCAAAGCCUGGUACUCCCAACCCGGUUGUGAGGCUUUUUGUUGUGGACACCGACAACUCAACAAGCGUGUCUGAGGUUCUCGUCCCAGAUUCAUUCAGCUACAGUGAGCACUACCUGGCCAGCGUUACCUGGGCGACAGAUGCUCGUCUUGCCGUGCAGUGGCUGAACAGGACGCAAAACCACCUCCUGCUUCAGAUCUACAGCUUUAGUGGAUCCAGGUGGGAUCCUGAGGAGAAACUGGAAGUGAUGAGCACCAGCGGUUGGAUCGGACGGUUCUCCCCACCAGAACCUGUGUUUACUCCAGACGGGACCAGCUACUACCUGCUGAUGAGCGACAGCAGCGGAUACAAGCAGGUCCACCAGGUGGUCGGGGGCUCCGCUAAAGCGAUCACCUCUGGAGAAUUUGAGGGCAUUGACAUUCUGAAAGUCACUGCGGAUAGCGUAUAUUAUUCAAGUAACUUUAAUGGCAAAAGGCCAGGAGGAAGAAGUCUAUACAGAUGGAGCGAACAAAGUCACACUUGUCUGAGUUGUGAGAUGAAUACAAGCAACUGUCAAUAUGAGUCCGCUUACUUCAGCAAAAAUGCCUCCUUCUUCCGCUGGAGCUGUCAUGGUCCGGGCAUUCCAUUCCAUUCUCUAAUGGAUAAUAGGAAUAAAAAAGUGAUGGAAAUAAGACAUUUGGAGAACAAUAAUAAGUUUGAGAGCUUGAUAUCCGACAUCCAGAUGCCCACGAUGCUACGCAGCUCCAUUCCACUUUAUGGAUACAAUCUCUGGUACCAGAUGUUUUUGCCUCCAGGCUUUGACAAAUCCAAGAAGUACCCUUUACUGAUAGACGUUUACGCAGGUCCCUGCAGCCAGAAAGUCGACUUCGUCUACAGGGUGAGCUGGUCCACGUUCCUGGCCAGCACAGAGAAAAUCAUUGUGGCCAGCUUCGACGGAAGAGGAAGUGGUUACCAGGGCGACAAGCUAAUGCAUGAAAUCUACAAACGUCUGGGAACCUAUGAGGUGGAAGAUCAGAUAACGGCAGCCAAGGAAUUCAUCAAAAUGGGCUUCAUUGACAAAGACAGAGUUGCUAUUUGGGGCUGGUCCUACGGUGGAUAUGUCACAUCCAUGGUUCUGGGCUCUGGCAGUGGAGUCUUUAAAUGUGGGAUGGCAGUGGCCCCCGUCUCCAAAUGGGCGUAUUACGAUUCCAUCUACACAGAGCGGUACAUGAGGGAACCCUCGGAUAACCUCCACUUCUACGCUAACUCAACGGUAACUGAGAGGGCCAAGAACUUCCAUUCAGUCCAGUACCUUCUGGUUCAUGGCACAGCUGACGACAACGUUCACUUCCAGCAGGCGGCUGAGAUAUCAGAGGCUCUGGUGGACGAGCAGGUGGACUUUGAGGCAAUGUGGUACACGGACAAGGAUCACGGACUGUCCGGAUCAGCCAACAAACACGUCUACACUCACAUGACUCACUUUCUACAGAAGUGCUUCGCCUGACGUCCACAGCAUCACCGACACGUUUUCCUGUCACAUGUGAAUUAAAACAUGAUUUGGAUUGUACCCGCACGUUUGAAUUAGAAGGUCCCAAAUUUCAUCAAAUUUUGAAAAAUGUUUUUUUGCUUAUAAUGUAAUGAAAACAAAAAUUCUGACAUUUAAUUUUUAUACUUUGUGCAUUUAACCUUAAAACAGUCAGUACUUGACUUGUGGAACAACAUAGUCUUUUUACAGUAUUGUAUUAAAUGAUGUAAACUCUUUGCAUUUUUUAUUGAUUUUUGACUUUACUACAGGUAUGAAUGUGUUGACUGUUUGAUGUACUCUCGUGUUUUUUUACAUAAUAAACAUUUAAAUAAUUCUAA